Phyllostomus discolor (pale spear-nosed bat) is the source of this 1711-nucleotide messenger RNA. Its product is annotated as B-cell receptor-associated protein 29. Lineage: Eukaryota; Metazoa; Chordata; Mammalia; Chiroptera; Phyllostomidae. The coding region runs from base 70 to 795 and encodes 241 amino acids. The record is from RefSeq and is a predicted model, not a curated record. The transcript has 8 exons. Gene Ontology annotation, biological process: intracellular protein transport; endoplasmic reticulum to Golgi vesicle-mediated transport. Gene Ontology annotation, cellular component: endoplasmic reticulum membrane; endoplasmic reticulum.
UCGCGCGUCGCCGGCCCAGAGCAACGCGGGGAGCCCGGCCGCUUCAAGCGGGGUGUGAAGAGAAAAAAAAUGACAUUCCAAUGGGCGGCAGUUGCAACCUUUCUUUAUGCUGAAAUAGGACUCAUUUUAAUCUUCUGUCUACCUUUUAUUCCUCCUCAGAGAUGGCAGAAGAUUUUUUCAUUUAAUAUCUGGGGUAAAAUUGCAACCUUUUGGAACAAGGCUUUUCUUACUAUUAUAGUCCUAUUGAUUGUUCUGUUUCUAGAUGCUGUGAGGGAAGUAAGGAAAUAUUCCUCUGUUACUACUGUUGAAAAGAGCUUACCCAGCAGACCUGGUGCCCAUGAACAUACACAGAUGAAACUUUUUAGGUCUCAAAGAAAUCUUUACAUUUCUGGAUUUUCAUUAUUUUUUUGGCUAGUGCUGAGACGUCUGGUUACUCUUAUUACUCAGUUGGCAAAAGAACUAUCAAACAAAGGAGUACUUAAAAGUCAAGCAGAAGAUGCUAAUGAAACUGCCAAAAAAUUCAUGAAAGAGAAUGAGAAACUAAGACAGCUCUUGAAAAGCUGUAACAAGGAAGAGGAACACCUUUUGGAAGCACAAAACAAAAAACUGGUAAAAGACCAGGAAAAACUGAAAACUGAAUUAAAGAAGACUUCAGAUGCCCUUUCUAGGGCACAAAAUGACCUGGUAACAAUGAAGAUACAAUCAGAGAAUCUUUCAAAAGAAUACGACCGACUCCUAAAAGAACACUCAGAACUUCAGGGUCGUCUAGGAAAAGGCAGCAAGAAAGGCCAGUGAACUGUAUGAAAGAAGAUUGCGACACACAUGUCAAGAUAAUGAAUUUGUGAUCAUGUUAGCCUCUAGAAAAUUUAAAAUUCAGUCCAGAAAAAUGUACUCUGACCAGCCAGUAUUUUUUAAAUGUCAUGCACAAUGGCAUCAUCACAAUAUUUGAUGAUGUUUUACACAUGUUGUACAGUACUCUGGCUCUUAAAUAAAAUAUAAGCAUGUUGCACACAAUAUUUAUAUAUUCAUAGUAACACUGGUGGAUGGUGGUUGUUUACCAAUAGAAGGAAAAAGUCAUUAGCCAGUUUCUUCCAAAAUUAGAUUUUUAAGUUGCAUAAAACCAUUAAUAGCCUUUAAAUCUUUGAUGAGGUUCCCCUACUAAUAAUCUAAUUAAUCAUAUGAUGAUAAUGAUUAUGUAUUUGAGUAUAGUAUCCAGUACCAGCAAAUGUGUUCAUAGGGAUAUUAAAUAAGGGUAAAUGAUCACAAGUUGCCACUAUAGAGAAGAGUCAGAAAGUGCAAAAAAUAAAAACAGUGACCUUAGGCUUUUUAAGACUGAUGAUACUAUGGUUUACUCUCAUGAGACAGCUAUAUUUAUAAUUUUUGUUACUGUGCUUCUGCAACUGUUGGACUGUUUUUGUUGACAUUUGUGUUAAUAACAUAAGUGUUCAACCUUUUAAAAGUUUAUUUAGGAAUGGAGUUUACAUCUAUUUGCAUUAACUGUUAGAGCACUGAACUGAAAUUAUUUUACAAUAAUGAGGAAUUCUUGACUCAGAAAGUUAAUGUACAACAUAUUAAAAAAAAACAAGUAUUUCCCAUUGCUGUGAGAGUUACUAAUUAUACAAAUAUUACCUCAAAUAUACAUCGGGAGUCACGGUUUUUCUGAGAUGUUUCUGUACUCUGGAAGCUAAAUAAUAAUAUUUUUUCAUUCAAA